Molecule: messenger RNA, 1320 nt
Organism: Meira miltonrushii
Lineage: Eukaryota; Fungi; Basidiomycota; Exobasidiomycetes; Exobasidiales; Brachybasidiaceae
Exons: 1
Coding region: 1-1320 (439 amino acids)
Source: RefSeq, a predicted model, not a curated record
AUGUCGUCUUGGGCGCCUGCAAGCGCCCGAAAACCUGCUCCUCAGCACACCUUUGAUCGUGAUUAUGAGGCUACACGACCUCAAAGGGGUGAAUCGCUGUAUCAAUGGGCAACAGCGGAUUACUUUAACAUGAAUCAUAAAACAUGGCUUAACGGGUAUACAAUGAUUGAUCAUGAAUUAAAAGUGGUACCCAAAACUGAAAAGUUUAUGUUGACUGCUAAAGUGGCAGACGAAGAAUGCGCAAAGUGCAAAGAAAUCAAUCGAACCAGAAAGGAAGGUGAACCAAAGAUUCCUUGCAUCGUCAGUAAAGUUGACGGUCGUUGUGCUCUGUGUCUUGUUACGAAGCAAAAGACUUGGGCUUGCCAAAGCGUAUUGCCAGCCAGCUAUCCUUGGCCUUCAAAUGUUCCUCGCCGUGUUUCAAAACCAGCUGUUCCUCCUUUUCAGCAAUCGUCACCGGUUUCGCCACGUUCAACAUCUCCGGCUUGGACUGUGGACACAGUUGGUGAGGAACGACGUCGUCGUGAUGGACGUGAUUCUCCUCGAGAACGAGCACCUCGUCGUUCUGCCAGUCCGGUAAGGCAACCACGCUAUUACACUCUGAAAGCGCCCACGCCCAAAGAGCCUGCUGAAAUGAUGGCUCAAAGAAAGAGACGACAAUCAGUUUCAGCCUUUGAAGUGGCAAACAGCUCAACGAAAAGCCUUUCUCACCGUGCAUCAACCGUUGAGCCUGGCUCUCGUGGUAAUGAUGACAGUGGAGUUGUUCGACCAGCCGAAAUUGCCAUUAGUACACCACCAAGGCCAGCUCCUGACGAUGACGAUGAACCCGAGGAAGUACACUUUUCAAAGGAACAAAUUGAAGCAUUCAGUCAAAGUAAGAAACAAACAUCUACUUUACCAAAAGAAAGAGCUGGUACGAGACAAUCAACCACAAUCGCUGGAUCUUCUACCAUGUCAAGUCCAAUUGUUGAUCACCUGAAAGGGGUUCAUGACAUGAUUAAAGGAUUGGAAGAUACAAAUUCAGCCCUUCUUAGAGAACGUGCCGAAUUGUUGUCAAAGAUUGAAGAGUUGCAAGCACAUGAUGGUCGUGCAGAACGUGCAAAUAUGGAGUUAAAGAUUGCAACUACGGAGUCAGAGAUUGAAAAUUUGCAAAUCCGAAACAAUAUAUUGCGCCAAAAAAAUAAGGAAUAUGAGAAGAAAAACAAGGAAUAUGAGGAGAAGUAUGAGGAAUCGCAUAAACGAAGCAUUCGAGCGGAGGAGAAAGUUAGUCAGCAUGAGGCAACGAUGAGAAACAUCUUUGGUAUGGUGCAAAAGUACCAAUAA